AUAUGCAAAUCGCAGGGAGGGCCAGGCCCUAUAAAGGCUGAGCCUAGACAGGAGCUGCUACCACACACUCCCUCUGACAUUUGCUGGAUUUACAGGUCACUGAGCAGCACUGCGAACAUGGUGAAAUACUUUUCUGUGGACUGGCUUGCCCAGAGCCAUCACAACACCGCGGCGAGAGAGGAGCACGGAGAUGUCACGGAUAUUGCGCCGACCUGCAGGCCACAUAUUCCCUGCGUGGUGCAGCCGCGCCCUCCGACUUAUGGCAAGGGUUACCUGCAGCCAAAACCCAGACCAUCAAAGCCCGCUGAGCACAUGGAUCCAGUGGAGAGCAGCGCGCAUCAGGACUCCAGCCUGUGCUCACCUUUGCAUCCAACAAACUGCGCCUCACCAAUUUCAGAAAUCAGCGGCUACUCCUCCGGGUACGAGAGCGAAGCGGCUUCCUCUGAGUGUCUCUCUGUGGAUGAGGGAAGCGAGGUGGAGAGAGACGGACCACAGCGCCGUGUGCGCACAAAGUUCACCCCCGAGCAGAUCAGCAAACUGGAAAAGAUCUUCAACAAGCACAAAUACCUGGAUGCUGGCGAGAGAGUGAAGACAGCGCAGAAGCUGAACCUCACAGAAACUCAGGUGAGGACCUGGUUUCAGAACAGGAGGAUGAAGCUGAAACGGGAGGUGCAGGACUACCUCGCUCCCCAAGUCCCACCGGUGAUGUUCCAGCCUCUGCCCCCGGUUCAGUACCACGGCAUGGCUGGACAGCAACCUCACUACUCCUCAGCCAGCCCGGCCUUUUACCCACUCCCUGUCCCGCAGCUGGUCCUCCAGCAGCAGAUGCCCCCUCAACACCCCCCGCGUGUCAUGAUCCACAACCCACAUUUCUACUGAAGAACUCCCAACUACAGACUUUUCCGACUGAAACACUUGAAAUCCAAACACGUGCAAUCCAGAGUUGUUUUAUUUGAUGUGUGAUUUUAUUACUUAUAUUUGAUAUAUAAGUUGUAUA
Messenger RNA from Thunnus maccoyii (southern bluefin tuna), 997 nucleotides. It is a transcript of the gene vox, whose product is annotated as ventral homeobox. Gene Ontology annotation, cellular component: nucleus. The record is from RefSeq and is a predicted model, not a curated record. The coding region runs from base 118 to 879 and encodes 253 amino acids. Gene Ontology annotation, biological process: regulation of transcription by RNA polymerase II; cell differentiation. Lineage: Eukaryota; Metazoa; Chordata; Actinopteri; Scombriformes; Scombridae. The transcript has 3 exons. Gene Ontology annotation, molecular function: RNA polymerase II cis-regulatory region sequence-specific DNA binding; DNA-binding transcription factor activity, RNA polymerase II-specific.